Messenger RNA from Myotis davidii, 1661 nucleotides. It is a transcript of the gene STC2, whose product is annotated as stanniocalcin 2. Gene Ontology annotation, molecular function: hormone activity. Lineage: Eukaryota; Metazoa; Chordata; Mammalia; Chiroptera; Vespertilionidae. The transcript is spliced from 7 exons. The coding region runs from base 1 to 972 and encodes 323 amino acids. The record is from RefSeq and is a predicted model, not a curated record. Gene Ontology annotation, cellular component: extracellular region. Gene Ontology annotation, biological process: intracellular calcium ion homeostasis.
AUGGGCAUGAGUGGUCAGUUCUUGCCACAGCUUCAGACUCGGACCUUCAAAGUGACCAUUCACUGGGGCUCGGAAAAGCACAGCGCCCGGAGGACGACCCGGCCUGCACGUCUCCGCACCCCCUCCCCCAACCUCGUCACAUGGCGGCCCCAAAGAGGCGCGCAGUGCGUCCUGCCUGCCGUGGAGACCCAGGGACGAGGCGCCGUGGGCGGGUUUUGUAUAGCUCUGUGUGUAACUCUCAUUUCAGCGGAGAUCCAGCACUGCCUGGUCAGCGCUGGCGAUGUGGGCUGUGGCGUGUUCGAGUGUUUCGAGAACAACUCAUGUGAAAUCCGCGGCCUGCAUGGGAUCUGCAUGACUUUUCUGCACAAUGCUGGAAAAUUUGACGCCCAGGGCAAGUCCUUCAUCAAAGACGCCCUGCGCUGUAAGGCGCACGCCCUGCGGCACAGGUUCGGCUGCAUCAGCCGGAAGUGCCCGGCCAUCAGGGAGAUGGUGCUGCAGCUGCAGCGGGAAUGCUACCUCAAGCAUGACCUGUGCGCGGCCGCCCGCGACAACACCCGCGUGAUGGUGGAGAUGAUCCACUUCAAGGACCUGCUGCUGCGCGAGCGGCUGGCUUCCAUUCCAAACCCACCGGCCCCUCGAGGCCAGCCCUCGCCUCCAAUUCUGGGAAAGCCUAGGCCCUACGUGGACCUGGUGAACCUGCUGCUGACCUGCGGGGAGGAGGUGAAGGCGGCCGUCACGCACAGCGUGCAGGCGCAGUGCGAGCAGAACUGGGGCAGCCUGUGCUCCAUCCACCCGUGGCCACGCCCACCAGAGCCGCCCACUUCACAUCGAGGUGCCAAGGGCGAGCGGGGCAGCAAGAGCGCCCCGAACGCCCACGGCCGGGCCCGAGCGGCCGCCCACGGGGCCCAGGGAACUUCUGGGAGCAGCGAGUGGGAGGACGAGCAGGCCGAGUAUUCUGACAUCCGGAGGUGAAACCGGAGGCCUGGCCGGGAGACCGUUCCUCCACGCCGUCCAUUUUCUUCUCUGUGGACAUUCCAGAACAUUUGCCAUUACAGAGGGGGAUGCCCCGCGCAGGAUCUGGAGGGGACUGCGGGCUGGAUGCAGGUGUGUGUUGGCGGCAUGAACAGGUGCGGUGGAGACUCCCCAGGCGGCGGCGAGGUCCGGCGGAGCCCACACUUGCGCCUUGAGAAGCGAGCACGCCACGUGCGCUCCCCGUGGCUUUGUCUUCUCUCCAUCCGUGGAGCACUGGACGCGACCUGCGGCUUCCUCUGCCGGGGGUGGCGGUGGGCACCCUCCCACACUCCCCGGGGCUGGACCAGGCACUUGGGAGCAGCGGAUCCAGUGCAGGAAUGGACCUGAAGAUCUCGCAGGGGCUGAGCAGGGUGGAGAGGAGGCAGGGGCCGUGUGGGUGCCGGUGCCAAGUGGAAGUGGAGUUUCUUGCAUGGGACCUGGGGGUCUGGAGCUGCUUUCCGGGGGGAAGGCGGGAGGGCAAGGGUUCUCAGUGUACCGUCUGAGCCAUUGUUCUGACUGGGGCAACCCUGCCCGAGGGCGUUGCCCCUGUGUGUGUGUAUUUUAACCACUGCUUCGAGUCUCGAUGUCACUUUUUAUUUAUCUAGUUACAUCUACAUAUCUGUCAUCUAAAUAAAUGGCUUUCACACCAA